AUGGAGUUCUCGCUCAAACUUCAGUAUUACUGUCUUGUGUGUGUCAUGGUGCUAUUACCUGCACUGUGUUACUCAAAGGACUAUUUCGUGAAGUCCAGAGCAACUUACUAUGGCAGUUCCGACGGCUUAGGCACUACAAGUGGAGCUUGCGGGUUUGGAGAAUACGGAAGAAAUAUCUCUAGUGGCAAUGUCGCUGGGGUUUAUAGGCUCUACAAGAAUGGAGUUGGCUGUGGUGCUUGCUAUCAGGUUAGGUGCACAACAAACCCUCAAAUCUGUACUAAGAAAGGGGUGAACGUAGUGGUGACUGACUAUGGCCAAGGCGACAACACCGAUUUCAUCCUCAGCCACCACGCAUAUGAAGUGAUGGCACGACCAGGCACCGCGGAUCGUCUGUUUGCUUAUGGAGUUGUUGGUGUGGAAUACCAAAGGGUUCCCUGCCAAUACGUUGGUCAUAAGAUCCAGGUUAAGGUUCAUGAAUAUAGCAGAAACCCAGAUUACUUGGCCAUUAUAAUGUUGUACCAAGCCGGUAAAAGUGAUAUCCUAUCCGUUGAUAUUUGGCAGCAGGGAAAAUGGGUAGAAAUGAGAAGGUCAUUUGGGGCAGUUUUCGACAUGCCAAAUCCACCAUUGGGAGCCAUCAGUUUGAGGUUCAAAGUGCACGAUAACGCCGGCAUCAAAUGGCCAAAGGCUGUCAUUCCUCGUAAUUGGAAAGCUGGAGUUGCUUAUGAUACCGAUAUUCAGCUUCAGUAAACCACAAUUCUCAGCUAUGGUUGCUUUGUGUUUGUUAUUACGUCAGUAAGUGUUUGUUUAUUAUAUUUUCUUAAAAAUAAAGUGUGUAUUAAUUUAUAAUAAGACAGCAAGCAAAGUGAUCAAACUUUUGCUUUGUGCUGAAUAAACCCAAAAGGUUGGGUACUUGUAGUUUCCCUGAUAUAUUUAUUUGUGUGUAAUCAAUAAAGUUCUCUUUUG
Molecule: messenger RNA, 963 nt
Organism: Gossypium arboreum
Lineage: Eukaryota; Viridiplantae; Streptophyta; Magnoliopsida; Malvales; Malvaceae
Product: expansin-like B1
Exons: 4
Coding region: 1-747 (248 amino acids)
Biological process (GO): sexual reproduction
Cellular component (GO): extracellular region
Source: RefSeq, a predicted model, not a curated record